AUGGCGAGUGGAAAACCGAUAUGGGAUCACAGCCUUGGUGUGAAUAUUUUCAAGCUCUUGAUGAGAAUCAGAAGAGAUGAGUUGGCGCAAAUUCUAGAGGACUUGUGUGAAGAAGGAAAAGAUUUUAUAGGGAAGUGUUUUGCGAUGGAUCUGAGAAAGCUAUGGACUGCUGAGAUGCUUCUAAGCCACCCCUUUGUUUCUGAUUAUGACAUCGUUUUGGUGAAAGAUAAGGAAGAGCUCUUUUGGUGGUUCACCAUCUCCAAUAGGCAAUUUUGA
Molecule: messenger RNA, 276 nt
Organism: Prunus armeniaca (apricot)
Lineage: Eukaryota; Viridiplantae; Streptophyta; Magnoliopsida; Rosales; Rosaceae
Source: the annotation of a GenBank genome assembly